Messenger RNA from Gambusia affinis (western mosquitofish), 1893 nucleotides. RefSeq names its product ankyrin repeat and SOCS box containing 6 (gene asb6). NCBI's taxonomy places the organism in Eukaryota, Metazoa, Chordata, Actinopteri, Cyprinodontiformes, Poeciliidae. The record is from RefSeq and is a predicted model, not a curated record. Gene Ontology annotation, molecular function: protein binding. Gene Ontology annotation, biological process: intracellular signal transduction; protein ubiquitination. The transcript has 7 exons. The coding region runs from base 159 to 1466 and encodes 435 amino acids. Gene Ontology annotation, cellular component: BRCA1-BARD1 complex.
GUCUCGUGGUAAAUGGGGACUAAAUCAAGGUGGGACUGUUUGGGGCGUGUGGGAAGCUUCCUGUUUUGAAAAUUAAACAACUAGUGUCAUUAGUUCAGCGCUCAGUGGGAUAUUGCAUCAACUUCUUUCGCUUUAGAGGUGUAAACGGUGGAGGAGCCAUGCCUUUCCUCCAUGGGUUCCGACGGAUCAUCUAUGAGUAUCAGCCGCUGGUAAACGCUGUUAUGCGUGUGGUUGGGAUAGAAGAAGAAGAGAGCAAUAAUGAAAACAGUCCCAAGGAAGAGUCCAGUCGGUGUAGCUCUUUGGUGGAGCUGCUGGAGCAAGAGUCCCAGUCUGAGGUGUUCCUGGAAGGCAUCAGCUACGCCCUGUUUAAAGUGGCAGAGAGGGGACUGGUGUAUGCAGCCAAAAUCCUCCUACGAUAUGGAGCUGAUAUCAAUUUUGAAGAUCCUGUGUCAUACUACAAUCCUCUACAUAUAGCCGUUUUAAGGAACAGGCCAAACAUGGUGAGGCUGCUGGUUGGACAUGGAGCGGACAUUGAAAAGAGGGACAGGAUCCACGAGAGCAGUCCCUUGGACCUUGCGAGUGAAGAGUCAGAGCGACUGCCUUGCCUGAUCACAUUGCUGGACCUUGCUGCGGAUGUCAAUUCCAGGGACAAACAUGGGAAAACGCCUUUGCUCCACGCAUUAGCAAGCAGCGAUGGACUGACCGUGCACAACACAGAGAACAUCCGGCUUUUGCUGGAGAGAGGGGCCGACGUCAACGCUGCCACUGUGGACGGCGAAACGGUGGAGUCGUCUUUGGUGUUCCUGGUGAAGGAGGCUCUGGACGCCAGCGCGGAGGAUGCCGCCGAGAUCGGUAAAUUCUGCCUCAAAGCCACGCAGCUCCUACUGUCCCACGGCGUGGACCCCAGCUGCUGCGUGAACGAGGACGGCGAUUCCUCGCUGACGCAGACGAGCCUGGAGCACUUCGACUUGCUCUUUCCUCUGGCCGUGCUCCUGAUCCAGAGCGGAGCCUCUCUGGUCUGCUCCCACCACAGUUCCUCCUGUUGGUCGGGUUACAGCCUCCUCUUCCAGAGGCUUCAAACCGCCCUGCUGCGCUGCACCGAUCAGAGUCACGCCGCUGACCUCUUGGAGCAAGCGGAGAUGUUGCUGGACUUGGCGAGGGUAAAUGUCCCAACGCUGAAUCUGCCUUCCAGGGUGGAGCUCCCUGUGGCCAACCUGGACUCUCACCCGUACGCUCAGGCUCUAAUAGGCCUACACAACCGCGUAGUGGAGCGUGAAGGAAGCCCCCCGCCUCUUCGUUGCCUUUGUAGGGCAUUUAUAAGGAGCUUCCUACAGCCCUGGCCACUGGAGGACAGAGUAAAAGCAUUGCCUUUACCAGACAGACUGAAAGAGUUUCUGCUUCCGGAGCUCACCUACACCCCAAAGGCUGGCUGGGCCUGCUUCAAACCCCAACACACUCAGGAUUAAUAGAAACCAAUUACCCUGAAAUGACAUUGUACAUUUAGCUGUUCUAUUUGCAAAUUAGACAAAAGUGACAAAACCUUCAUGCCUUUUUUUUUCUAAAUUAUUUUUUCUUUUCCCUGCGCCCCCCAUCCCCCUUUUCUUUUUUACUUUGAAAUACAAAUAUUCUUACGUUUUUUUUGUUGUUGUUUGUACAGCUAAAUGUAAAUAAUUAGAAAUGCUGCAGUACAAAAUGUAACCACGUGAUAGCAGUGUUGAAUCACAGCAGCACACUCAAUGAUCUAAGAUUUUUUUUUUUCUUUGUCCGUUAAACUUGUUCCAUUUGAGUAGGAUCCAUCUAUAGCUUACGGCCUUUUUGUGGUGAUGCUGUGUUGUGUAAUUUAUGUACGUUUUUCCAUAACAUAUUGGAAUAAAAAAAAAAAAUUGAACACUU